Messenger RNA from Xiphophorus maculatus (southern platyfish), 3964 nucleotides. It is a transcript of the gene card11, whose product is annotated as caspase recruitment domain family member 11. Lineage: Eukaryota; Metazoa; Chordata; Actinopteri; Cyprinodontiformes; Poeciliidae. Gene Ontology annotation, biological process: regulation of apoptotic process. The record is from RefSeq and is a predicted model, not a curated record. The coding region runs from base 327 to 3764 and encodes 1145 amino acids. The transcript has 25 exons. Gene Ontology annotation, molecular function: protein binding.
UUUCCAUCAACCCGCCCACCUCCGCUCUCUGUCUGCUUCUCUGGGCGACAGUUUCUCUCCAUUUCGGUCUGUGUCUCCACCUCACUCCGCGGCUCAGAGAGACGGGGCUCCACAGCCGCCGAGUCCUGCCGGCUUUAUUCCAACACCUGCUCCUCGAGUCGGAUACAUGGAGACAACCUGAGCGUAAAAAACAAUUUUUUUUUCUUCUUCUUCUUCUUCUUCUUCUUCUUCUUCGCGCGCGUCUUUGGUUGUCUUUCUCAAGAAACUACCAGAACAUCUGUUGAUUUCCGGCGGACCUGUGGAUCAUCGUUUCAGGGCCGUAGGAGAUGGACGAGAACGGGACGUUGGAGGACAACGAUGCAUUGUGGGAGAAGGUGGAGUGCAAGCGCUACCAGCUGUGUCGCAACAUCACUCCGGCGAAGCUCACCCCGUACCUCCGUCAGUGCAAAGUGCUGGACGAGCAGGACGAGGACGAGAUCCUCAACUCCCCGCUGCUCCAGACAAAAGCGAACCGCACGAGUCGUCUGCUGGACAUCCUCCGCACCAAAGGGGAGAGGGGAUAUGGGGCGUUUUUGGAGAGUCUGGAGUUUUACUACCCUGAACUUUACAAGUCGGUCACAGGGAAAGACCCAACGAGACGAUUCUCCACCAUCGUAGUGGAGGAGGGUCAGGAGGGUUUGACCCAGUUCCUCAUGAAUGAAGUGAUGAAGCUGCAGAAGAACACCAAAGUCAAAACCCUGCAGAACACAGAGCUCAGCAGAAAGACCCGCACGCUGGAGGACGAGUACAAGAAGCUUCGCUUGGCUAAUCAGGAGCUUCAAGCCUUUCAGCAGAGAUAUAACAAACUGAGAGAGGAGCGGAACACCUUCAGCGACGAGCUGCUGAGGGUGAAGGAUGAAAACUACAAACUGGCCAUGAGGUACGCCACGCUGAGCGAGGAGAAGAACAUGGCCGUGAUGAGGAGCCGAGACCUGCAGCUUGAGAUCGACCAGCUGAAGCACACGCUGAACAAAGUGGAGGAGGAGUGCAAGAUGGAGAGGAGGCAGAGUCUCAAGCUGAAGAAUGACAUCGAGAACCGACCCAAGAGAGAGCAGAUCUUCGAGCUGGAGAGGGAAAACGAAAUGCUCAAGAUCAAGCUGCAGGAACUUCAGUCCAUCAUACAGCCUGGCCCCUUGCCUGCGUCAGACAAGGCCAUCCUCGACAUUUUGGAGCAUGACAGACAGGAAGCUCUGGAGGACAGACAGGAUCUGGUCAACCGCCUUUACAACCUCCAUGAAGAAGUUCGACAGGCGGAGGAACUACGAGAUAAGUACCUGGAGGAGAAGGAGGAGCUGGAGCUGAAGUGCUCCACCGUUCAGAAGGACUGCGAGAUGUACCGCAACCGCAUAGACACCAUCUCCGCCCAGCUGGAUGAGGUGGAGAAGGAGAGGGACCAGGCGUUUCGGGCCAGAGAUGAGGCCCAGCACCAGUUCUCUCAGAGCCUCGUCGACAAAGACAAAUACCGUAAGCAGAUCAGGGAGCUGGAGGAGAAGAGCGACGAGCUCCACAUUGAGAUCGUCCGCAAGGAAGCCAAGCUGGUGGCGCUGGAAAGUCGCCUGCGACGGAUGUCCAAGGACAUUCCUCUGGACCAGAGUUUGCCGAGGGACAUGCCGCUGCCCAUCAUCUCUCAUGCGGCCGAGGAUAAACAGUGUUGGUCCAGCGACGAGUCGCACGAGGAGAAGUGCCCGUCGGACGAGCCGCGACUCAAACGCAGGCCAAACCUUAAAGCGGGGCUCCGAUGUAAGUCUCCAGUGUUGGGGCUCAGAGACAGUCCGAUCACCUCAGACGCCAGCCAUCGUACAGUCAACGGAGAUUUCCUAGAGAUUCAGACGCCAAACGUCAACGGCAACAACAACUCUCUCCCUCCGUCGCCCAGUUUCCCAGUUUCCCCCACGUUGCCAGGGCCCUCUGCUCCGUCAUCCCUACCAAACAUCUACCCCUUGGAGCAGUGCAGGCAAAAUAUGCUCCGUUUCCGUAACGACAGCAUCAUGUCCAUCGUCCCGGAGCCUCCUGAGAAGGCGUCGCUGUACAGACGAGAGAGGGAAAAAGAAAACGACUUCCCGCUCCGCAGCCUCUCCGACUUUGAUAGCGACAACAUGGAAAUGGAGUAUGAAGAUGGUCCUAACUCUGUGAUCUCGUCGUCGUCCUCCCACCAAUCGGAGGGAAUGGACACGUAUGAUCUGGAGCAGGUCAACAAUAUCUUCAGGAAGUUCUCUUUGGAGAGGCCGUUUCGCCCGUCUUUGUCCUCCUUCUCCAGAAUCAGCUCCACCAUCAAGCCGGUGCAGGAGGUGGCGCUGCAAGGCGACAACCUCUUGAAGGACGUCACGCUGGUCGGUGGCAACGAGAGCGGGAUUUUCAUCUCGUCGGUUCAGGCUGGGUCCAACGCCGAGAGAGCAGGGCUGCGAGAAGGCCACCUCCUCUUGCUGCUUGAGGGAUCCGUAAGAGGGGAAAGCCAGAGCCUUCCACUGGAUACCAGCACUCAGGAAGAAGCCCACUGGACGUUGCAGCACUGCUCUGGACCAAUCAAGCUGCACUAUCGAGCCAGUUUUGACUCUUAUCGUCGGCUCCAGAGCAACCUGUCCGACGGCACGCUGGCGUCUGGAGACUCCUUCUACAUCCGAGUCAACCUGAACAUCUGUGGACAGUCGGACAGCUGCUCCCUGAGCGUGCGCUGCGACGAGGUGGUGCACGUUCUGGACACCAGGCACCAGGGCCGCUGCGAGUGGCUGUGCGCCCGCAUCGACCCCUACAGUGGAACGGACCUGGCCGAGCGCGGCACCAUACCCAGCAACUCGCGAGCUCAGCAGCUGCUGCUGGUAAAGAUUCAGAAGUUCGUCUGUCGAGGAGGGAAGGAAGAAAAUGAAGGCCAACGCACCAGCAGGGCGAGCAGUUUACAGCCAGAAGAGGCCGGCUCCCCUCCCGAUCUUAAGGCCAGCCCUCGUUUGUCCAGAGCCAGUAUCUUCCUCAAUCAGAUCCUGCAGUUUGUCAGCAGGGUGGAUAUCAAGUACAAGCGUCUGAACAGCAACGAGCGCGUGAGGAUCAUCAACACUGGCAGUGCAACACUAGCAAGACAAAGCUUCGAGGUGCUCAGGCAAGAAGACGCUGCUGACCCCGACAACGAACUGAGCAGAAGUUUGAACCUGAUCCCUUACAGUCCCGUCACGCCUCAGCGGACCCAAAAGCGAAGACCGGUUCUCUUCACUCCGGCCGCACUGGCCAAAACCAUCAUCCAGAAAAUACUGAACAUGGGCGCAGCCAUGGACUUUAACAUCUGCAAACCGGAUACCCUGACUAAGGAGGAGUUUCGUCUGAAACAGAUCGUGGAGCCCUUCAUUCACUACAAGGAGAAGCAGGCCACAUUCGAAUGCAUCACCCAGGAAAUCAUCGAAGCUGUCGCUGCCAAGGGUAAACACUGCCUGCUGGAGGCCGAGCUGAGCUGUGUCAAGGACCUUCUACGGAGCGAAAUCUACCCCAUUAUCGUUUAUGUCAAGAUCUGUGAGAAAAAUGUCAAGAAGCUAAGGAAGCUGCCUCUGCGCGUGGAGUCAGAGGAGGACUUUGUGAGGUUGUGUCGGGCGAAAGAGAAGGAGCUGGAGACCAUCCCUUGCCUGUACGCCACCCUGGAGCCCGACUCCUGGACGGGGAUGGAGGACCUGGUAAGGGUCAUCAAGGACAGAAUUUUGGAGGAGCAGAAGAAGACGAUCUGGGUGGAGCAGGACCUGCUGUAGGCCUCUUGUGCACCAGUCUGUACAUUUAAAUACGUGUGUAGCUAAAUGCAGUAAGCCACAAAACUUGUAAAUCUACUGUAGCUCUCGUUUUAUAUUUAUAGUCAGACUCAAAGAGGCACGUCUUAGAGGCCCAAACAAAUGCAUUAUGUAUUUUGUAAAAUUGUAUUUCAAUUUUCUAAAGAUAAACGGAUUUAAAAAAC